This is a messenger RNA of Nerophis lumbriciformis (worm pipefish), 798 nucleotides long. The record is from RefSeq and is a predicted model, not a curated record. Lineage: Eukaryota; Metazoa; Chordata; Actinopteri; Syngnathiformes; Syngnathidae.
AUGACAAUCAAUAUUCUUGAUUUCGCCGGUCGCAAACGCGUCGGUCAGAAAAUUUCCAUGGUGACCUGCUACGACUACUGGUCGGCGCAGAUUCUCAACUCAACCCAAAUCGAUACGCUGCUGGUCGGCGACAGCCUCGCUAUGGUCAUGCAUGGCUAUGACAGUACCGUCCACGCAACAGUCGAUAUGAUGGCAACCCAUAUCGCCGCCGUUCGCCGCGGUGCACCGGACAAAUUCAUUGUCGGCGACAUGCCCUUUCUUGCAGCGCGCAAGGGCCUCGGGACCGCCAUGGAUGCGGUGAGUCAGUUGAUGCAGGCCGGUUGCAAUGCAGUGAAGAUCGAAGGCGCAAACGGUCAGCUCGAUCUAAUCGCACAUAUCGUUGAGUCGGGCGUCCCCGUCAUGGGCCACUUAGGCUUAACUCCGCAAUCUGUCGAAGUACUGGGUGGUCACCGAGUUCAGGGCCGCGAAGAAUCGGCAGCCACGGCCAUGGUUGAGUCUGCCACGGCACUUGACGAGUCUGGUUGUUUUGCUCUCGUCCUUGAGUGCAUUCCCAGCGAACUGGGCAAGUCGAUCAGCCAGGCGCUUCAGAUCCCCACUAUCGGAAUCGGCGCUGGCGCCCACACCGACGGUCAGGUGCUGGUCUUGCAGGACAUGCUCGGAAUGAACGCUGAUUUUAAUCCUACGUUUUUGCGCCAGUAUCUCGCUGGUCAGGACCUGGUACAGAAUGCGGUCGACCAGUUUCAUGGCGACACCGUUUCAGGCAGCUUUCCCAGCCCGGCGGAGGCUUACGCUGCAUGA